GAAUGUAAUUUAUUUAACCUUUUGCGGUGGGUCUACAGCAAUAGUUAUAACACAGGUGUUAUGUUUGUCCUAGUUACACAAUGUUAUUUACAUGUUGGCAAACUUUAAAUGUAAAUUUACUCACCAAUUUAAAAACAUUGAAACAUAAAAGACACUUAAAAAUGGAUUGACUUUUAAUCAAGAUAAAUGCAACUUCAACGGCUUAUUUAUAACUUUCAGAGAUAAUUCUGCAGAGUAAAAUAUAAACUGUUUAAUAAAAUAUUAGUUAUUGUAAUCAAAAUAAUGAAAAAAAAUUUGUAUUAAAAAGGUUGUUAGGAAAAUGAAUUAAACUCUGUUAAAACGAUAACAUUGAAAAUGCUUAAGUUUUCACUAUGGUUGCUUUUAAUUAUCCUUGCCAACCAAGUUUUAUCAAGACCAAACUUUGUCCUUAUCUUUGCUGAUGAUGUGGGGUAUGGGGACUUUCAGUCUUAUGGGCAUCCCACACAAGAGAGGGGACCAAUUGAUGAUCUUGCAGCUGAAGGAAUGAGGUUUACUCAAUGGUACUCAGCUGCAUCACUCUGCACACCAAGCAGGGCUGCUCUUUUGACAGGCAGGUUACCAAUACAUAGUGGGAUGGUUGGUCCCACUCGCGUACUGCACCAAAACGACGCUGGUGGUUUGCCCAAAAAUGAAACCACCCUUGCUGAAGCUUUGAAAGAGCUUGGUUACAAGACAGGAAUGGUUGGUAAAUGGCAUCUGGGUAUAAAUGAAUUGAAACAGAACGAUGGAAGACAUUUACCAAAACAUCAUGGGUUUGAUUUUGUUGGGACAAAUCUUCCGUUCACAUUUCACUUGUUCUGUUCGCCAAGCGAGUAUCCAGUUGAUAAGAUGAAGAUCAAAUGCUUCCUUUCCAACAAAGAUGAAAUCAUAGAGCAACCGAUCAUACCAGAGAAGUUGACGGACAAAAUUGUGGAGGGGGCGAAACAAUUUAUUACAGAGAACCAGAAGAAUCCAUUUUUUCUGUAUUUGUCGCUGCCCCAAACUCAUGUUGCUAUGUUUUGCAAGGAAGAGUUCUGCAACAAAUCAAUGAGAGGCUCAUAUGGAGACAAUGUUAAUGAGAUGUCGUGGGCUGUUGGGGAGGUUGUUAACCAACUUAAAGAUUUAAAUCUUGAUCAAAACACCCUCGUUAUGUUUCUGUCAGACCACGGGCCAGCUGUUGAGUUCUGUUAUACUGGAGGCAGCACUGGGGGGUUAAAAGGAGGAAAAGCAUCUUCAUGGGAUGGAGGGAUCAAAGUACCAGCUGUUGCUUGGUGGCCUGGAACGAUACAACCAGGUGUUAAAACACAAGUUGUAAGCACCAUGGACAUUUUUCCAACAUUUCUUCAACUAGCAGGUAAUGAAGGAAACAAUGGAAACCUCGAUGGAAUGUCAAUCUCCGAUCUUCUUCUAAGUAACCAUGACAACGAGGUUCAUGAAAUUCUUUUCCACUAUUGUUCUGAUCGGUUGAUGGCUGUGAGGUAUGGGAGAUACAAGAUUCAUUUCCACACGCAACACCUCCAUGUGUUCAACUCAAACUGCAUUGAUGGCAAAGCUCUUGAAAACAUCGUGGAUUACUUUGAUUGCUACGCCAAUACAACAACACACAAUCCACCUCUGAUAUUCGAUAUUAACACUGAUCCUGAGGAACUCUUCCCCCUUGAAGCUGCACCACGUGCCCACAUCAUAGAAGAGGUUGAAAAACAGGUGGCUAAGCAUCAGAAGACAAUCAAGCCUGUAGCAUCACAGUUGGGCCGGCAUGGAAAAGAUCUACAGCCAUGUUGCAACCCCCCUUCUUGUGUUUGCAAUUAUCCCAAUCCUGAUAAGAGAAAAACUGAGCUGUAACAAAUAACAAUGUAUGUUUGGUAAAAAUAACAUGCAUUGAAUUUAUUUUUUUCUAACACGAUAGGGAAAACUAAACUAAUUAAAACAAAGAAACAAAGUUUCUUCAAUGAGUUUUUAGUGCAUAUAAUGCUACAGAGUGGAUUACACUGUCCUUUUUUAUAUCCUUAAAUGCAUUUAAAAUGUUGCAAUAAGUAUAUUGUAUUGGUUGUAUGUUGAGAUGUUCCAUCUCUUAAAUGUUUUAAACAACUGUUUUGAAUAAAAACAAACCUGUGGAUUA
Ciona intestinalis (vase tunicate) is the source of this 2137-nucleotide messenger RNA. RefSeq names its product arylsulfatase-like. Gene Ontology annotation, molecular function: arylsulfatase activity. Lineage: Eukaryota; Metazoa; Chordata; Ascidiacea; Phlebobranchia; Cionidae. The record is from RefSeq and is a predicted model, not a curated record.